AUGGCGCGCGAGUCUGAUCGCGAAGACGCGGAAAAAGAAUUUGCCCCCCUCGUCAAAGAAAUAGUCACCUUCUCCAAAGACAUCAAGCAAUACGCUCUCUUUGCCGGUCCGAGACUGCACCAGAUCACAGCAUUUGGAUCGGUGGCGCUUGUCGGGGAUGCUUCGCAUCUUAUUAUUCACGUGGAAAAACACAGACUGAAGGUGGUUAUUGCAGGCGCCGGUGCCGGCUUCGCCCUCGAAGACGUCUACGUCCUAGGACAGGCAUUGAAAUGGGCCCAUGAAAAUGGAUUAGAUAUCGCCGCUGCGCUGGAUCUGGUUGAUCGAGUCCGGUCGCCGCAUUACAAGAAGUUGUACGACAUCCUCGACGAAUUCGCCGCCACAGACGCCUAUAUCAGAUCGCACAGCCCUCCGCUUUCGUUCGAUGAGGCAGUGGCCAUCCUUGCGAGGGAGACGUGGAGUAAACGACAUCAUUGGAUUUAUAAUUAUGAUAUCCAGCAAGUCUGGGAGGAUGCUGUCGCGGCGGAGAAGCGUCUGCGUUCGCCAGCUGGGUCUGAAAAAAGAUCGAAGCUGUAG
Molecule: messenger RNA, 573 nt
Organism: Rasamsonia emersonii CBS 393.64
Lineage: Eukaryota; Fungi; Ascomycota; Eurotiomycetes; Eurotiales; Trichocomaceae
Product: Salicylate hydroxylase
Exons: 5
Coding region: 1-573 (190 amino acids)
Biological process (GO): secondary metabolite biosynthetic process
Source: RefSeq, a predicted model, not a curated record